Molecule: messenger RNA, 2113 nt
Organism: Cyprinus carpio (common carp)
Lineage: Eukaryota; Metazoa; Chordata; Actinopteri; Cypriniformes; Cyprinidae
Gene: rab27a
Product: ras-related protein Rab-27A
Biological process (GO): melanosome transport; positive regulation of exocytosis
Cellular component (GO): melanosome; secretory granule
Molecular function (GO): GTP binding; GTPase activity
Source: RefSeq, a predicted model, not a curated record
GUAUUGCGUCACUGCAUGUGGGUGUGGGAGCAACUUUAGGAAACAAAGUGUCCAUCGCUUCAAAAGUAGCCUACCACACACUUAAAAGUUGUUCUCAGUUGGUCUGAAAUUUUCGAAAAAGAAACCCUAAAGAGAUCAGCAGACGUUCAGAUCACUGACUCGGUCCUGGUUCAGCUCUCAGUAUGUCCGAUGGGGACUAUGAUUACCUCAUCAAGUUCCUCGCGCUGGGGGACUCUGGGGUGGGGAAGACCAGCUUCCUAUAUCAGUACACCGACGGCAAAUUCAACUCCAAAUUCAUCACCACAGUGGGAAUAGACUUCAGAGAAAAACGAGUGGUGUACAAGUCCAGCGGUCCUGAUGGGACGGUCGGGAGAGGACAGAGGAUCCACAUCCAGCUGUGGGACACGGCCGGUCAGGAGAGGUUUCGGAGUUUGACCACAGCGUUCUUCAGGGACGCCAUGGGCUUCCUGCUGCUCUUUGACCUCACGAACGAGCAGAGCUUCCUCAAUGUGCGGAACUGGAUGAGUCAGCUGCAGACGCACGCGUACUGCGAGAAUCCUGACGUCGUCUUGUGCGGAAACAAAUCAGACCUGGAGGACCAGCGCGCGGUGACGACAGAGAGUGCACGAGAACUGGCCGAGAAAUACGGUGUCCCGUACUUCGAGACGAGCGCUGCGAGCGGCGAGAACGUGGGUCGUGCCGUGGAGGUUCUGCUGGAUCUGAUCAUGAAGCGCAUGGAGAGAUGUGUGGACAAAUCCUGGAUCCCGGACGGGAUGGUUCGCACCAACGGCCACAGCACCAGCGACCUGGCAGAGCCGCGUGACGCCGAACAGAGCAAGUGCGGCUGCUAAUGCCGUAAGAAUCUUUCCAGCCGAGGCUCUCUGAUCCUCUUCAUUAGCACGAGUACACAUCACGGUUGAAUUGAGCGGAUGUCGAGGAUGAGAGACCCUGCGCUGCGUUAAAGACACACGACAUUUAUUCUCAGAAUGGAUGGACUAAAGCCUCCUAGAUUCAAGUCUUCACGUUUUCAGAGCACUUUACACCAAAUCCUGCAUUUAGAAGCCUUAAUGGGCUGGAAUCCUCUCACUGCGUGUUUCACUGUUAGUGCACAUCUGCUGUUAAAACUAGACGUGCAUCAGUGCACGGUUACUCUGAUCCUGACACAGGUUCCCGUUGAUUUUCUAAAUGAGAACCCCACAUUCAAUCACUGAAAGUCACAGGGAAAAAUGCAUGUUAAAAAAUUUAUAUUUUUAAAAUAUUUGUUUAAAAUAUAUAUUUCUAUAAUGCACAACCUGUACCACUUUUUCAAAAAAUUACAAAAAUUAAGAAAAGUAUCAUAAGGACCGGAAAGGUCAUCAUGGUUAGUAAUGAUGAGAAAAUUGUCAGAUAAAAAAAAAAAAUAUAUAUAUAUAUUUUUUUUUUUUACAUCAUCCCCACCUUUUGUCACUUAAAAAAAAAAGAACAUUAAGAAAAGCAUCAUAUGGACUUGAAAUGGCAUGAAGGGUAGUAAUGAUGAGAGAAUUGUCAUUUUUCCUGUAAUAAUUUGUGCUCUAGUGGACUGAUGGUAAAUAGCGCUCACUUCUAUGCCACUUUUUUUUUUCACAAGUUUUAACACUUUUAAAUGUGUUACUAUGUUAUCUGUAGUCAUGUAGAUGUCAGAGACCAGUUAAAUAAGUAUUUAGCUGUUACUGUAUUGAUUUGUAGGUUAGAGGUUGAUUUGUAUUGUACAUUUGUGUAGACAUUCACCGGUUGGUUGUGGUUUUUUCUGUACUUCUGGUCGCUGGUUCAUGUAGAGUUCCUGCCAUUUCAUUUAAUUACGGGACUUGGAAUGAGGUUUAGAUGAAAUCCACAUCUAUACUGUAAAUUGUGGUCACGUUUCUCAAUAAUGGUUGCAGAAUGCCAGUAGAUGCGUUUAUUUCACAAAAGCAAAGCGAACUAAUUCUGAGUGAACGUUUGUAAUCUGUGGACAUUUCGGUUUCUUUUACAGAAUCAUUUCUGAAGUGCUUUAUUCUGCUGUAGUGCCUGUAACACUGUAUCAUUGCCAAACACUGUCUUUUGUGCCAAAUACUUAACUCUAUUUGAAAAAUAAAUAAAUAUAUUUUAUUAUUUAUUA